This is a messenger RNA of Racocetra persica, 371 nucleotides long. NCBI's taxonomy places the organism in Eukaryota, Fungi, Glomeromycota, Glomeromycetes, Diversisporales, Gigasporaceae. The record is from the annotation of a GenBank genome assembly.
GGUUACGAAUUCCAGAAAGUGCGAUACGAAGGUAUAGGUUCUCCGAAAACAAUAUGGAUAAAAUCAGAAUAUUUAUGUUAGCCACGAACGUACGUGCACCAUACACGAAAUGGCGGAUUGCAAAAUCCUUCUUACAUCCCUUAAAUCAAGAAAGUUCCAUUACAUCAACUGCCAUUCUACAAAGAAGCUAUGGACAAUGGAACGAAAACUAUGCGUAUGUUGUUGUGGAUCCAAAUGAUCCGACUUUGAUGUUAUCAUUAACCCAACAUCAGUAUGUGUCCUUACUUCAAGUGAUUAUUAGACAGCGUGAAACGCUAAAAGUCAUUCUAACACCUGAUGAUCAUCGGUACCCGACUCGUGACAAAGAGUAA